Messenger RNA from Agrilus planipennis (emerald ash borer), 1047 nucleotides. RefSeq names its product zinc transporter 2 (gene ZnT35C). Gene Ontology annotation, biological process: response to zinc ion; zinc ion transmembrane transport. Bases 106 to 885 code for a protein of 259 amino acids. The transcript has 4 exons. The record is from RefSeq and is a predicted model, not a curated record. Lineage: Eukaryota; Metazoa; Arthropoda; Insecta; Coleoptera; Buprestidae. Gene Ontology annotation, cellular component: plasma membrane. Gene Ontology annotation, molecular function: zinc ion transmembrane transporter activity.
UUUUUAAACUUUUCUUUAUUAAACAUUAUUUAAGGGGGUUAUCUGUCCAGCAGUUUAGCAAUAGCGACAGAUGCUGCCCAUUUACUAACAGAUUUUGCAAGCUUUAUGAUAUCCCUUUUUGCCCUCUGGGUGGCAACUAGACCUCCUACAAGAAAAAUGUCCUUUGGAUGGUACCGUGCUGAAGUAAUAGGAGCUCUUACUUCGGUUCUUCUAAUAUGGGUAGUAACUGGGGUGUUAGUUUACCUUGCAACCGAAAGGAUCUUACACGAAGAUUAUGAAAUUGAUUCAAAAAUUAUGUUGAUAACUUCUGGUGUUGGAGUAGUUGUAAAUAUUAUUAUGGGAUUAACCUUACAUCAACAUGGUCACUCACACGGUUCAAGCAACAACAAAUCGGGAAAUGAUUCAAAUAUCAACGUUAAAGCAGCCUUUAUACAUGUGGUUGGCGAUUUUUUACAAAGUAUUGGCGUAUUUGUAGCAGCAAUAAUAAUUUAUUUUAAGCCGGAGUAUAAAAUUGUGGAUCCUAUAUGCACCUACUUGUUCUCUGUACUAGUAUUACUGACAACGUUUACAAUAAUCAAAGAAACUACAAUAGUUCUAAUGGAGGGAAUCCCCAAAGGAAUUGAUUUUGCAGACGUUAUGAAUAUUUUCUUGCAAAUAGAAGGUGUUAAACGGGUACAUAAUCUCAGAAUUUGGGCCUUGAGUUUAGACAAAACUGCUUUAUCUGCCCAUAUUGCAAUUCUACCUGGAAUAAAUCCACAGUUGGUGCUAAUGCAAGCCACUAAAAAUAUUCACGAAAAAUACAAUUUUUUUGAAAUGACGCUACAGAUUGAAGAAUUUCAAGAUAGCAUGGAAAAUUGUCAUCAGUGCAAAACACCACCCGUUUAGUUUUAUUUUUAAAGCAUACUUUUCAAUUUGUUGUAGUUGUCAAAACUAGGUAAAAUGACCUUUUGCUAUUCCAUUAACAGACUUUUAUUUUUUAAAUUACAAAUAACUGUGCCAAUUAUUAUUCGAAUUCCAAUAAACAAAUAAAAAAAAAAAACCGGAAUG